AUGGAUUGGGCUGCCGAUUCUGUUACUCACCCACACUACUUUGAUGGGAGCAACUAUGCUGGAUGGAAAGCUAAGAUGAGAGCUUUCGUUUCGGCCCUUGAUGAUCUAGUGUGGUAUACUAUUGAGAAUGCUUGGAUUGAACCAACCAAAACUAUGGAAGAUGAGGUUGUACUGAUAUGGUAUGAAUGGUUCCCUGGCAAGUUUGUCACAAUAUCCAUUGAAAAUAUUGACAUGGUAUGA
Prunus armeniaca (apricot) is the source of this 240-nucleotide messenger RNA. The record is from the annotation of a GenBank genome assembly. Lineage: Eukaryota; Viridiplantae; Streptophyta; Magnoliopsida; Rosales; Rosaceae.